AUGUCUCUUCCUGAACGGCCGGGCGCAAGUCAGGCCUACAAUCAGCGCAGUGUUUACCGCAACUCACCAUCGCGACGCUCGAGGCCAGUCGACAUCGAGACUGGCGGUUAUCAUGCAGUAGACAACCAGGCUUCACACCAACGUGGGAAAUCCGGUUCCUCCUUCGCUGAAUCUAUCGGUAUUAAUUCGAAUACAGAGAGCAUGCCUCUGUCGCCCACAUCCCCCGAUGGCCAGUCGCGCCGCGCCGGUCUAGAACAGCCCAUUUCUCGGAAAAGAAGUUUGAUUCGUCCUGAGAGAAACAGAAUUGAUAGAGACCACCGGAACUACCACUACCACAAGCACGCUGCUCAUAUGAAUGUCCUGCCGUCUUCAACAGGAAACGACCCCAUAUAUGAGGACUUUGAAGCGUCAACAGAGCGGACCAACUCGAACUACAACGAGGGCGGCUCUGACGGUUCUCCACGACAAAGGCGAACUGUUAGUGGCGACCACGAGAAGAGUGCUGCUGUUGCAUCCACUGUUCCUACACCAGAUCGCACAAAGUCAGGUAAGAUAAAGAGAAAAUCGAGGCGCCAUUCGAAACCGCCCAAGCGAAUCGAGGAGCAGCUUCGGCCGCCUACUUUCUGGAAUGUCUACUGUGCAAUCGUCACCUUUUGGGCCCCUGGCUUCAUCAUGAAGUGCUGUGGUAUGCCAACAAGGGCGCAACAGCGAGCUUGGCGUGAAAAGAUGGGUCUCAUCAGUAUCAUCCUCAUCAUUAUGGCCAUUGUCGGGUUUCUCACUUUCGGAUUCACCGCCACCGUUUGUGGUGCUCCUCAGGAGCGAUUGCGCGUCAACAAGGUUGACGGCGGUAACAUGAUCUUCCAUGGUGUUGCCUACGACUUGUCCGAAUCGCAUCAUCCUCCAGCACAGGGUAUGCCCCUUCGGGGCGACGGGUUGGGCCCCAAUGUUCUUUACGAUCUCCCAGAGAAGAACGCGGGCAAGGAUGGUAGCUUUUUGUUCCAGAACGUCAACGGCCGAUGCAAGGGCCUGAUUACACUUGCUAAAGGCUCGGAUGUCCCUACAAAUGACGACGGCGAUCUGGCUUGGUACUUCCCUUGCAAAACCUUUAAUCAGGACGGCUCAAGCAAGGUUAACACGACCACACCCUAUUAUUCUGGUUAUGGUUGCCACACGACCCUCGACUCUCGAAACGCAUUCUAUCUCGACCUGAAGGGUGCUGCAGAUGUGUAUUUCACCUGGGAUGACAUCAAGAACAACUCUCGCAACCUCAUCGUUUACUCUGGCAACGUCCUGGAUCUCGAUCUUCUCAAAUGGUUCAACUCAACUCAGGUUGACAUUCCCAAGCGUUUUACAGAGCUCCGAGACAAGAACUCGCCGGUCAACAAAGCUAUUCGGGGCCGCGAUGUCACUCGCAUGUUCCAGUCUUCCUCAGACAAGAAGUAUGCGCAGUGUUUCGAGGAGAUUAUCAAGGUUGGAUCUGUCGAUACCGAGACAAUCGGAUGCAUUGCUUCCAAGAUUGUUCUUUACUGCGCGCUAGCUCUUAUUCUCUCAGUUGUUGGUGUUAGGUUUUUCUUGGCCAUCAUCUUCCAAUGGUUCAUUUGCCGCAAGUAUGCGCCAACCAAGACGUCUCAGAGCUCCGACCGCAGAAAGCGCAACAAGCAGAUUGAAGAUUGGUCAGAGGAUAUUUACCGCGCCCCUAUUAGAUUGCCUGGUGAUGUCGGAAGCACUGUUUACGGCUCGUCGGACCGAAGUAGCAAACGCGCAUCGUUUCUCCCUACCACCUCUCGAUUCUCAUCUGUUGGUGGUCCCGAUAUCAGGUCGCAAGGCGGGCGACGCAUGCCAACAACCAUGGCCAGCCAAAGUACCUCAAACCAACUACUCACGCCAAACUCCAUGUUCAAGCAGGGCAAUGAUAGCCGUGCCAGCUUCCUUCGCACCGACCCCUAUUCAAGCACACCUACCGAUGGUCCCGGCCCUGCUGGCUUCAUUCAUGAUGCCGUGGUUCCUCAGCCUCCCUCUGACUGGAUGCCUUUUGGUUUCCCAUUGGCUCAUACGAUGUGCCUGGUUACUGCGUACUCUGAAGGAGAAGAAGGUAUCCGAACUACUCUGGACUCCAUUGCAACUACCGAUUAUCCCAACAGCCACAAGGUCAUCGUCGUUAUUUGCGAUGGUAUCAUCAAGGGCCAAGGCGAGACCAUGUCGACGCCGGAUGUCUGCUUGGGUAUGCUGAAGGACCACUCCAUUCCUCCCGACAUGGUUGAGCCGUUCUCAUACGUGGCUGUUGCCAGUGGUUCCAAGCGACACAACAUGGCCAAGAUCUAUUGUGGUUUCUAUGACUAUGGCAAGAACUCUCGCAUCCCUGCUGAUCGUCAACAACGCGUGCCCAUGAUGGUUGUUGUCAAGUGUGGAACUCCCGACGAAGCCUCCAAGUCGAAGCCUGGUAACCGUGGAAAGAGAGACAGUCAGAUCAUUCUCAUGUCUUUCCUUCAAAAGGUCAUGUUUGAUGAACGAAUGACAGAACUCGAGUACGAAAUGUUCAACGGUUUAUGGAAGGUGACUGGCAUCUCGCCAGACUAUUACGAAAUUAUCCUCAUGGUUGAUGCCGACACAAAGGUAUUCCCGGACAGUUUGACUCACAUGAUUUCUGCUAUGGUCAAGGAUCCUGAGAUCAUGGGUCUUUGCGGUGAAACCAAGAUUGCCAACAAACGAGACAGCUGGGUCACAGCCAUUCAAGUGUUUGAGUACUUUGUCUCCCAUCAUCUUGCCAAGUCUUUCGAAUCUGUCUUUGGUGGUGUUACUUGCUUGCCCGGCUGUUUCUGUAUGUAUCGCAUCAAGGCCCCCAAGGGUGGCCACAACUACUGGGUUCCCAUCCUGGCCAACCCCGACAUUGUCGAGCAUUACUCCGAGAACGUGGUUGAGACCUUGCACGAGAAGAAUUUGUAUCUCCUGGGUGAGGAUCGCUUCCUGACAACUCUGAUGCUCCGAACAUUCCCCAAGCGAAAGCAGGUAUUCAUUCCACAGGCCGUGUGUAAAACAACUGUCCCCGAUGAGUUCAUGGUUCUUCUUUCUCAAAGACGCCGAUGGAUCAACUCGACUAUUCACAACCUCAUGGAACUGGUUCUGGUCCGUGAUCUUUGCGGCACCUUUUGCUUCUCUAUGCAGUUCAUCAUUUUUGUCGAACUGGUUGGUACUCUGGUCCUACCCGCUGCCAUUGCGUUCACUUUCUAUGUUGUUAUCACCUCGAUCAUCAACUCACCACCCCAAAUCAUUCCUCUUGUACUUCUGGGCCUGAUUCUUGGCCUGCCUGGUCUACUCGUUAUCGUCACAGCCCACUCGUGGUCUUACAUCGUGUGGAUGCUGAUCUACCUGCUUGCAUUGCCAAUCUGGAACUUUGUCCUACCGACUUAUGCAUUCUGGAAGUUCGAUGACUUUUCCUGGGGUGAAACCCGAAAGACAGCUGGCGAGAAGACCAAGAAGGCUGGUCUUGAAUACGAGGGUGAAUUUGACAGCAGCAAAAUCACUAUGAAGCGAUGGGCCGAAUUUGAGCGCGACAAGCGGUCAAGAAGCGGCUACUGGGGCUCGCGCGAAAACGUGAUCGGUGGUGGUGGACAAACCUGGACAAGCCCUCCAGGCCACCAGUAUAAUGAGGAGUAUUACUCUGAUGCUUAA
Messenger RNA from Fusarium pseudograminearum CS3096, 3669 nucleotides. RefSeq lists its product as uncharacterized. Bases 1 to 3669 code for a protein of 1222 amino acids. Gene Ontology annotation, cellular component: cell periphery; cell septum. Lineage: Eukaryota; Fungi; Ascomycota; Sordariomycetes; Hypocreales; Nectriaceae. Gene Ontology annotation, molecular function: chitin synthase activity. The transcript has 2 exons. The record is from RefSeq and is a predicted model, not a curated record.